CCCACGGUUGCCCACGCACCCAGGCCGGAGCCAUGGAUAAAUUCCGCAUGCUCUUUCAGCACUUCCAGUCCAGCUCGGAGUCGGUGAUGAACGGCAUCUGCCUGCUGCUGGCCGCGGUCACUGUCAAGCUGUACUCCUCCUUCGACUUCAACUGCCCCUGUCUGGCACGCUACAAUGCCCUCUACGGCCUGGGCCUGCUGCUCACACCCCCACUCGCCCUGUUCCUCUGUGGCCUCCUUGCCAAUCGGCAGUCUGUGGUGAUGAUUGAGGAGUGGCGCCGGCCUGCAGGGCACCGGAGGAAGGACCCAGGCAUCAUCAGGUAUAUGUGCUCCUCUGUGCUGCAGAGAGCACUGGCCGCCCCCCUUGUCUGGAUCCUGCUGGCCCUCCUUGAUGGGAAGUGCUUCGUGUGUGCCUUCAGCAACUCCGUGGACCCCGAGAAGUUUCUGGACUUUGCCAACAUGACCCCCAGCCAGGUGCAGCUCUUCCUGGCCAAGGUGCCCUGCAAGGAGGAUGAGCUGGUCAGGGACAGCCCCGCGCGAAAGGCAGUCUCUCGCUACCUGCAGUGCCUGUCACAGGCCAUCGGCUGGAGCAUCACCCUGCUGCUGAUCGUUGUGGCCUUCCUGGCUCGCUGCCUGAGGCCCUGCUUCGACCAGACAGUCUUCCUGCAGCGCAGAUACUGGAGCAACUACGUGGACCUGGAGCAGAAGCUCUUCGACGAGACGUGCUGCGAGCAUGCGCGGGACUUCGCGCACCGCUGCGUGCUGCACUUCUUCGCCAGCAUGCAGAGCGAGAUGCAGGCGCGGGGGCUGCACCGGGACACCGCGAGCAGGGGCCCCAAGUCCCGCGAGGUGCGCGAGCCCCCCGAGGCCGUGGACGGCGGAAGCCGGAAGGCCCACCUGCGCGUAGUCUCCAGUAGGGAACAGGUGGACCGCCUCCUGAGCACCUGGUACUCCAGCAAACCGCCACUCGACCUUGUGGCAUCCGCUGGGCUAUGGGGGGGCGGCCUCAGCCACCGCGCCCCCAUGGUGGCCCCAGGCACCAGGCUAUCCCAGCACACCGAUGUGUAGGGACCCCGGCAGUGUCCCCACGUGACAUGCCCCUGCUGACAAGGGUCUGGGGCCUUUCCAGGAUGUGAGGACCCAAGGCAAGGCAACCUAACCCUUGUUGGCCUCCUUUCCCCAAAAUAGCCCAAUCUCUGACCUAGUUUCUGGGCGUGGCCUCCUGUGUGCUCUAAAGCAGUGCUUCACAAACUUGAAAGUGCUCACCGUUCACUUGGGCUCUUCUUAAUGCAGAUUCUGAUUCUGUGUAUCCAGGACUGGGUCUGAGACUGCAAUUCUAAUAAGCUCCCAGAUGAUACUGAUGCCUCUGGUCAGUGGACCAAACUUUGAGUAGCAAGAGUCUAAAUAGGUCUGCCAUGGGUUCUGGGUCCUAGAUGUCCAGAUUCUAAAUUAA
Ceratotherium simum simum (southern white rhinoceros) is the source of this 1452-nucleotide messenger RNA. It is a transcript of the gene CALHM3, whose product is annotated as calcium homeostasis modulator 3. Gene Ontology annotation, molecular function: monoatomic cation channel activity. Gene Ontology annotation, cellular component: plasma membrane. The record is from RefSeq and is a predicted model, not a curated record. Lineage: Eukaryota; Metazoa; Chordata; Mammalia; Perissodactyla; Rhinocerotidae.